CACCAAGCUUGAUACGCGAUCUCUCAUCUAGGAUCUCUAAUAACUAACAUUAUUUUUAUUAGUACUUUUUAAAAACAAUCAUUUCAAACUUUAUUUUUACAUAGUGCUUGUAUAUUUUUUAAUCAUGAUUCGACGAGGAAUCAUUUUCGGAUUAAUAAUAGUCUCCAAUAGCAUGAUUUUAUCAGCGACUAUUUUAUCACCUUUGAAAAUUGAUCCAACACUUCUUCACUUAUAUAAAUCAGGCCUACGUAAUGAGUUGGACUACGUUUUAAAACGUAGCUCUUCCAUCCAAAAUGUUGAUGAGAAUCCGGAUUCAAAAGAACGACGUAGUCAAAUGGGCUCGUCAUUUAUCAGAUUUGGCCGUGGUCACAAUGUUGAAGGUGGAAAUGAAAAUCCAAAUUUUUUGCCAGUUAGUAUGAAUGAAGUUGACACUGGAGCAUCAAGAACCCCUCGUGGACGAUCAGACGUGAUUAUUCGAUUUGGUAGAAGUGGAUUGCGAGAAAAAUUAGAUAAUUACGGGCUGAUGCGUGGUAAAAAAAUGAAAAUAUAUUCCAUGGAUUUAGAAAGAAUUUUAUAUGCUUGUCCUGAUAUUCUUGCAUCUGCUGAUAUUGACGAUAAUUCUGAACUGAUUCAUCUCUGUUCGUCAUUCCAAUUUGCUGCCAAUAAUGAUCCUGCAGACAAAAAUAAAGAAUAAAAUUUGUUAUGCUAAUAUUUGUUGAAUUUUUCAAAUGAAUUUAUCAAAUAGUUUUGUUUAUUUAUAUUUUAUUUAUGACUUGUUGCAAGAAAUUUUUAAAAAUUAUAUACCUCAAAUAGAUAUAUGAUAUUAGUUUUAAUACACUGAAAUCCAAUAGUAAAUUUGUAAUCAUUAAUACAGUGAAUAAUCUUUUUUUAUUUGAAGAUUAAGCAUAAUGGAUUUAAAACAAGUUCGAUAUUCAAGGCUAAUCGUUCUAAUGUUUGUUACGUAAAAGUGCAUCCACCUGACGGAUUUCUCAACCCUAUAAUAUACUGCAUGCUUUAUGUUUGUAAUAAAUCUUUAUAUAAAUCAAUGAAAAAAUAUAUGCUAAAAAAGUGUAAAAAAAAUGAUCUCUCUCGUGUUUGAAAAAUCCGUCUGUAAAUUCAUCUCGAAUUAAACAUGGUACAUAAUUAUUAGCCAAUUCUUUAUAUUAUAAUGAAUAAUUACAUAAAUAGUUAUAUACAUGUCUCUCGAAUUACUCGAAGUAACUUUAUGUAUCUAGAUUUAAUACUUAAUCCAAGAGAAGAAAAUAA
Molecule: messenger RNA, 1266 nt
Organism: Chelonus insularis
Lineage: Eukaryota; Metazoa; Arthropoda; Insecta; Hymenoptera; Braconidae
Product: FMRFamide-related peptides-like
Exons: 2
Coding region: 125-694 (189 amino acids)
Source: RefSeq, a predicted model, not a curated record